ACGGAGCGUGCUGAGUGGAUGCUGGGAUCCGCUGAGGCCAGGCCUUUGCUGUGUGUCUACGGAGCGGGUUCACAGGACCGACGCCAAGAUGAUGCUUUCAAGGGCCAAACCUGCUGUAGGUGGAGACCUACCACACACCGACAAAAGAAAGAAGAAAGGUAGGAAGAUUCCAAAACUAGAGGAGCUACUUUCACAAAGAGAUUUCACUGGAGCUAUUACCCUAUUGGAGUUCAAACGUCAUGUUGGGGAACAAGAAGAGGAUACUAAUUUGUGGAUUGGAUAUUGUGCUUUUCACCUGGGUGACUACAAGAGAGCUUUGGAGGAAUAUGAAAAUGCAACAAAAGAGGAAAAUUGCAAUCCUGAAGUCUGGGUGAACCUAGCCUGUACCUAUUUCUUUCUUGGGAUGUAUAAACAAGCUGAAGCAGCUGGAUUUAAAGCUACAAAAAGCCGACUACAAAACCGCCUGCUCUUCCACUUGGCUCACAAGUUUAAUGAUGAGAAGAAAUUGAUGAACUUUCAUCAAAAUCUUCAGGAUAUCACAGAAGAUCAACUUAGUUUGGCCUCAAUACACUAUAUGCGCUCUCACUACCAAGAAGCUAUUGAUAUAUAUAAGCGAAUACUUCUAGAUAACAGGGAAUACCUUGCUCUCAAUGUUUAUGUGGCCCUCUGUUACUACAAGUUGGAUUACUAUGAUGUGUCUCAAGAAGUUCUGGCUGUUUACCUUCAGCAAAUUCCUGAUAGUACCAUCGCACUCAAUCUUAAGGCCUGCAAUCAUUUUCGCCUUUACAACGGCAAAGCAGCUGAGGCAGAACUCAAAAGCUUGAUGGACAAUGCUUCUUCUUCCUUUGAAUUUGCUAAAGAACUCAUCAGACACAAUCUGGUUGUUUUCCGAGGAGGUGAAGGGGCUUUGCAGGUUUUACCUCCCCUUGUCGAUGUCAUUCCUGAAGCUAGGCUAAACUUAGUGAUUUACUACCUUCGCCAAGAUGAUGUACAAGAAGCUUAUAACUUAAUUAAGGAUCUGGAACCUACUACUCCUCAGGAGUAUAUCCUCAAAGGAGUGGUCAAUGCAGCCCUUGGCCAGGAAAUGGGUUCAAGGGACCAUAUGAAAAUUGCCCAGCAGUUCUUCCAGUUGGUGGGAGGAUCAGCUAGUGAAUGUGACACAAUACCAGGGAGGCAGUGCAUGGCUUCCUGCUUCUUCCUACUUAAGCAAUUUGAUGAUGUCUUGAUUUACCUCAACUCAUUUAAGAGUUACUUCUAUAAUGAUGACAUCUUUAACUUUAAUUAUGCACAAGCCAAAGCAGCAACAGGCAAUACUAGUGAAGGUGAAGAGGUGUUCCUCCUGAUCCAAAGUGAGAAGAUGAAAAAUGAUUACAUUUAUCUCAGUUGGUUAGCUCGGUGCUAUAUCAUGAAUAAGAAACCAAGGCUAGCCUGGGAACUUUAUCUCAAGAUGGAAACUUCUGGCGAGUCCUUUAGCCUCUUACAGCUCAUUGCUAAUGAUUGCUACAAAAUGGGCCAGUUUUACUAUUCAGCCAAAGCUUUCGAUGUCCUAGAAAGGUUGGAUCCCAACCCUGAGUAUUGGGAAGGCAAGAGGGGUGCCUGUGUGGGCAUUUUUCAGAUGAUCUUAGCUGGAAGAGAACCCAAAGAGACCCUUCGAGAAGUGCUACAUUUACUGAGAAGCACUGGUAACACCCAAGUAGAGUACAUCGUCCGGAUCAUGAAGAAAUGGGCCAAGGAAAACAGAGUACCUGUCUAAAAGAGCAUCAGAGUCCUAGGGAACCAGUCACCAUUUUGACAUAAAAUUGGAAAUCCUUUUCCACAUAUUUAAUGCAAGAUGCAGAGCUCUAUUUUAUUGAAGUCUCUUCAAGCCUCAAGGUCAGUGACUGACUUGCUUAGCUCUAGCCUCCUGGCUGAACAAAAUGCCAAGGUCUAUGCUGCAGCCCCUGUAUGAUCCACAAGCAAUAAGACUUGAGACUUACCUUGUGCCUUUUUUCCAAAAAUGCUCAUAGUACUCUUGUGUAACUUACUUGUUUUAAUGAGAACGGCAUAACUUCUUUUUUUAUAUUAGCAUUUCAUGGCAUUUUCUCCUAGCUGCAAUAACAAACAUCUUUGAGGCUCAAGAGCCACCAUCAUUCUGUCAACCUUUGUUUAGCCAUCUCUGCACAUUAUCCUGUUUUACUAGGGAAUUCCAGUAAAACAGGUUUUACUAAUGCAUCUCUGAAACCUGGGAGAACAGAGGCUGUAACUAAGUAUAUGAUUCUAAGAAUGGCAGUGAGAUCUUUUAUCAAACUGUCCAGUCAUUAAUAGAUAAUAGGUUUAUGGAAUUACUCUUGCAACAAUUUGAUUCUUUAUGAUAAUAACAUGUUACAAUGGAGUAAGAUGAGUAUUGCAGUUUUUAAAAAGGUGAGUCCUAUGAAAAAAUCUGCAUGGUACCUCUAAAGGUAUUCAGGAAACAAAAUAUACUAAUCUCAUUGGUCAUAUCUCCAUAUGCUUUAGAUAACAAAAAGUUAAGUUUUUUAAUGAUGUAUCUUGCUGAAUAAACAUCAUUUUUGAAAGUAGGGCUACUGAGAUUAUAUAUAUGUAUUUGUGACCAUUUGUUAAUGUAAUGACAAUAGAAUACAAAUUGUGUAGAGCCCUUUGAGGGAUCUUCUAAUGGCUAGACUCUAUCCUAAAUCAUAAACCAGCCCCAUAUUUCUUAGCUCUCACAACAUAAACCCAUUAUACAACUGCAUAUUACCUUUGUUUCUACACCAAAUUAUUUUUUUCUAUUAGUUCAAAGUACCCAGUGGUAUAGGUUUGGAAAGUAGAAAGCCAUCCCUAUCUAACAGAGAAUGGAUGGGAAAAGAAAUGGAAGAGAGUCCAUAAUUCCUUGAAGCACUAAAAUAGAAUAAUUCCUAUAGACACUGUGCCAGGUGUUCUGCUUAUGCUCCCAACAUUCCACUGUGGGUGAAGCAGUUGUAUUGAAUGGUGAUGGGAACAUGGCAGGAGUCAAAACCGCCAAAAAGAGAUGAAAUCACUGAAGAUAGCCUUUGCCUUCUGGACAGUUCUUUCAUUUGCACUCAGGAAUAUGGCCAGUUUUUCUAUUGUUUAUCUUAGACCCAGAUCUAAUCAGUUUAGAGCACAAAUCAAAAUAAGCUGGCCUUACUUGUUAACUGAAUUUUAGAAAACAAAACACUUUUCAUAUGUCAAAGCCUCUGUUUCCUCAUGAUGUUGUUCCUACUUUUUCAAAAAUCACUGGUUCUCAGUAUCUAAGGUACACGAAGAGUCAAAUCUUGAGAGAACCUGCUAUAGUUUUUAGAAUCAUUCUUGUAAUUUACUUACCUCACUUAAAAUAUUAACAAACACAAUAGUGGAAAAGACUGAGAUGGAACUCAUCAGUGGCUGUUGGCAAUAAAAUUUGUCUUCCAGUGAAUUAUUUUCAAAUUUACUAUACUUGAAAAGCUUUUUCAUUGGUGAAAAUUUACUUUAAAAUUAGCUUUUGUUGAAUGUGACACUCUAGAUUCUCCCUGACAUUUUCCUGUCUUUUGGACAAAAACAUAUUCUAAAAAUAGCUAUUCCCAGAAUUUUAGACUUUUAAAAAAGUUUUUAAAAUACAGGAUUGAACCAAAAAACAAAAGACUAGUCUAAAGAGAAGUACCAUACAAUUCUGUUGUUUUUUGGGAUAGUUUUAUAAAAUGUCUUGACAGGGUCUCAAGAUUAUGCAGUAGUAUCUCAUGGCUGUUUUUUCUUAUGUGUGACGAUAUUAGGGAGAGAGGAAGGUCCAGGCUUAGAAAUGUAGUAUAAUGUGUACAGUUCAUAGCAUCAAUGUACUGUUUAUAGUUUGUAGAAUACAUCACUUGCAAACAGAAAAGUAUCUCUUACAGUUAUUUUUGUACUUCAAAAGAAUUAUUAUAUUCCACUAUAAUAUGUUCAAAUUAAAGUUUAUUAUUUGGUUCUUA
Messenger RNA from Choloepus didactylus (southern two-toed sloth), 3935 nucleotides. It is a transcript of the gene IFT56, whose product is annotated as tetratricopeptide repeat domain 26. The coding region runs from base 89 to 1753 and encodes 554 amino acids. The transcript has 18 exons. The record is from RefSeq and is a predicted model, not a curated record. Gene Ontology annotation, molecular function: intraciliary transport particle B binding; protein binding. NCBI's taxonomy places the organism in Eukaryota, Metazoa, Chordata, Mammalia, Pilosa, Megalonychidae. Gene Ontology annotation, cellular component: ciliary base; ciliary basal body; intraciliary transport particle B. Gene Ontology annotation, biological process: intraciliary anterograde transport; intraciliary transport involved in cilium assembly.